Batrachochytrium dendrobatidis JAM81 is the source of this 3258-nucleotide messenger RNA. RefSeq lists its product as uncharacterized. Gene Ontology annotation, molecular function: calmodulin binding. Lineage: Eukaryota; Fungi; Chytridiomycota; Chytridiomycetes; Rhizophydiales. Gene Ontology annotation, biological process: glycogen metabolic process. The record is from RefSeq and is a predicted model, not a curated record. Gene Ontology annotation, cellular component: phosphorylase kinase complex. The transcript has 6 exons. The annotation marks the transcript as partial.
GAUAAUGUAUAUUCAAUUCUGGCUGUUUGGGGUUUGGCACUUGCGUAUCGUCGCAUUGACGAUGAUGAGGGAAAGGCUUAUGAACUGGAGCAUGCAACCAUCAAAUGUAUGCGAGGUUUGCUUUCUUCUAUGAUCAGACAGGCAGACAAGGUUGAACUGUUUAAAAAUACCCAGGCUUUGGAGCACGCACUCCAUGCAAAAUACAGCACUACCACUGGAGCUACUGUUGUUGGCGACCGCGAAUGGGGUCACUUGCAGAUUGAUGCCACCAGUAUCUUUAUUCUGAUUCUUGCACAGAUGACUGCAAGCGGAUUGCAUAUUAUUUAUACGCUUGAUGAAGUCCAUUUCAUACAGAAUCUGGUGUUUUACAUUGAACGUGCAUACCGCACACCAGACUAUGGCGUUUGGGAACGAGGAAACAAAAUGAACCAUGGUCAGCCAGAACUCAACUGUUCCAGUAUUGGUAUGGUUGUUGCUGCGCUACAAGCUAUUAAUGGAAUCAAUUUGUUUGGAUCGCGUGGAGGCCCACUUUCUGUAAUUCAUGUGCUGCCUGAUGAAAUCACUCGCAACGUCACCACUCUUCACUCGGCUCUUCCAAGAGAGUCUGCUUCAAAAGAAGUAGAUGGCGCACUGCUUGCUGUAAUUUCAUUCCCGGCAUUCGCAGUCUCUGAUCCAAAGCUCGUUGAGCGUACUCGUUUAGAGGUGAUCAAGAAGCUUGGUGGUAGAUAUGGGUGUAAGCGAUUUCUUCGUGAUGGUCAUCAAACAGAGGUUGAAGACCCAUCGCGUCUGCACUAUGAACCCAACGAACUCAAGAUCUUUGAAGGUGUAGAGUCUGAAUGGCCACUAUUUUUUGCCUAUUUGAUUCUUGAAGGUCUGUUUAGGGGUGAUAUGGAACAGGUUGAGCAUUAUAGAGCCAUGAUGGAACCCAUUUUGAUUGACUCAUCCCAGAAUAUGCGACUGGUUCCUGAGCUAUUCAUUGUGCCGCUGGCUAGUAUUGAUGCUGAGCGGGCGAAUCCUGGAUCUCAGGAACGUGUCCCCAAUGCCAAUGUUCCUUUAGUAUGGGCUCAAAGUCUGUAUAUUCUCGGCAAUCUCAUUUAUGAUGGCUUAUUGUCUGUAGCCGACAUUGACCCUCUUAACCGCCGUUUGAUCCCCAACACUCUAAGGCAAGAACUGGACACUGUUGUUCAACUUGUGUUUUUAUCUGAAACAGCAGAGUUGCAGUCCAAGUUGCGUAUGUAUGGAUUAGAGACUCAAACACUUGCCAAUUGCGAGCCAAUUACCAUUUCUCCACCUUCCGCACUUCGAGAUGCCAUGCAGGUUCUUGGAGAAAAUCAAAAACUUAAGCUAUCUGGCCGUCCUAAACGACCAAUGGGUACGCUCAGUACUUGCAAAAUCUACCGCUGUCAGGGCCAGCUUUACGCUUUUCUUCCACACUUUAUGAAUAGCGAGGAAUUUUACCUUGUUAGUGACAACGACUAUCUUGUAUCAUUGUUUGAACAAGAACUUGCAUUCAUCAAAAACCACUGGUAUUCUAAUGGACGGCCCACAAUGGUUGUAAUGCUAACCAAUGAAAUGCUUAGUGAUGUUGUACGUGCAACAAAUCCUACUCAAGCACCAACGCAACGAAAUGGUUUGAACGUAUCCAAUAACAAACAAAAACUUUUGAACUUCAUGAUGUCGCUACGAUCUUCUGGUGUCUGUAAUGGUGUGCGUAUUCGUGUUGGUCGUCUUUCUGAAAUGAUCAAUACUGCGUGUAUUGAAUCACUUGAUUUUCUUGUGGAUACGCAGAAUGCUGAUUACGAAAACUGGCAAGAGAUCUUGCGUGGACAAGGACCACUUCAAACGGAUGAAUCGUCUCAGCAUUUAGUUAUAAAGGGUGUGAGUGGUUCAAACCAAUUUGAUAAAGAUACCAACCAUGCAUCUGCCAAACAUAGGCGCAUGUUGCGUAAAUUUUCUACUAAUUCGGAUUCGCCAAUUCAAGCUCGUAACGCACUCUCUAGUCCAUAUACUGCCCAGUUUGAUGAAAGCGAUGAUUCGAAGAUUGCACAUUCUGCUGCAGCCACUGAUUCAAUCAAGACUUCUGCUCCUGCCAUGUCUUCUGAUACUGCUCAGAAUGGUCCAUUAAAGAACACGUCUACAAAUACUGCCACUGGAGAAUUACUGUCGCUGACGUUGGGCAAUCCAAGCCAAGUCGAGGCGGCCGUGGCUCUUUUGCGUAUUUCAGCUAAUCUGUAUGACCAGGCUGAUCUUCUACAUUAUAUUUACUCUUGCAAAGGAAUUGAUUACCAGGUACCAGGUCUGUGUUCUCUUCCUACGCUACUCGAGGAAGUUUAUGUAAAAGCCAUGCACAUGAAGCAAUGGAGUGUGGUUCGUCAGAUUGCUGGUCUUCUUCACAAAACUGUAUCUUCUCUUACCAGCAAUCUCUCUGAUCUUCUUGUUCGUCAAAAACCCGUCACAGUUGGCUUUGGUGCAUUGGAAUACUUUAUCAAUGAACCCAAGAACCCAUCUGCUCUUGCUGAUAUUAUUUAUACUCAUUGUUCUAGCGAUAUCCGUGAGGCUCCGCUUAUUCAAGAAAUUGUAACUUACCUUGGUUCAUUUAUUCGCGGCUCGCCUCACCUAUUUGAUGGAAUUAUGCGUAUUCGAACACACUUUUUUGUCAUUGCUAUGCGAGAAGAAAUUUCUCGCAUUCAGGGAUGUGACGAAGAAGAAGCUGUUGAAAUGCUUAUGCAAUUAUCCCCCUUUGAGAUGAAGUCGCUUAUGGAUCAAGUUUUGACUGCUCGAGACAAAGUCAAUCUUUUAUCAAGUGACUAUAUCCCAACACCUAUGGCUGGAGAUAUGCCAUCACGCGUCGUACAUGUUGAUACCAAUGAAGCUGUCAAACAAAAGAAAACCCAAAAGGGGAGUGAAGGGGCACUGUCUACAUUCUGUGCAUUGGAAAAGGUAGAAGCAGAUGAAGGUGGAUCUAGCAUGGCAUGCAUUCCAGAAACUUUUGGGAAAUGGCUUCGUCGCCGCAAGAACGAUGGUGCUCUUAAUCGAGUUCCAAAAGACUUUUAUCCUAAAGUAUGGAGACUCUUGAAUAAAACCAAUGGCUUGGCGAUUGGCAAGUCGCUUCUUCCACGCGAUCCGGUUGUCGGUGAGAUGACGCCAGAGGAAUUGAAUUUUGCACUACGAGUGGAAGCAUUGUACGAUCAUAUUCGAGACCCAGCAGAACGCCAAAUUGCUGUCGAGUUGAUUGUGGUUAUUGCACGAAUUGAGGAA